AUGACCCAGGAUGCGAUCAACCUGUUUGAGGGCAGCGCCGGGCAGUUGGAACCUUCCCAGUUCACCGACGAAGAGACCGCCCGCGAGACCCUGGGAACCGAGGGCACGGUGGCUUCGGGGAGAAUGUCAUUGUCAUUCGCCAUCGAACUACUGCGCCGGUACUUCGGCAGCGGCGUGUUCAACCACACCGGCACGGUUGAUCUGAGAUUCCUGCGGCCGGUCCGUCCCGGCGACACAAUCACCUUCACGGGGACGGUUGCCGGCGUGAGUCGGGAAGUGAAUGGCAGUCGGGUAUCGGUGGAGAUCAAGGCCGAGAACCAGCGCGGCGAUACCACCGGAGUGGGUCAGGGCAGCGCGGUCGUCCCCAACGCCUUUCUCCCCCAGGACGAGUAA
This is a messenger RNA of Geodia barretti, 393 nucleotides long. NCBI's taxonomy places the organism in Eukaryota, Metazoa, Porifera, Demospongiae, Tetractinellida, Geodiidae. The record is from the annotation of a GenBank genome assembly.